GUGACUUGAGUGACAUUAGUGACAAACACAGAAAAUAUUUCUAAGAAUUCUGAGUUCCUGACGUACAGAAUUUUGAGGUUAUGUACACAUAUCCCGUGCGGUGUUUCUAAAAACAAGUAUUUACCAUGUCUGAUAGUGAACGGAUGCCAAAAAUUGAUCCGACAAAACUGAAACAGUCUGAAAUCGACCUUAUUAAAAUUGUGGAAAGACAGAAUUUGGAAAGAGUCAGACAACUGAAAGCAUUGCGUAGAAGAAAUUUGCUUACAGUCGGCCUCCUAGGAACGGCAGUUUUGGGAAUUUAUGGUUAUUCAAUAUAUUCCGUAAGACAAGAAAGUUUCUUGGACGACUUUGAAAUACCAGCCACAACAACAGAAUAG
Zophobas morio is the source of this 377-nucleotide messenger RNA. RefSeq names its product Coiled-coil domain containing 56 (gene Ccdc56). The record is from RefSeq and is a predicted model, not a curated record. The coding region runs from base 126 to 377 and encodes 83 amino acids. The transcript has a single exon. Gene Ontology annotation, cellular component: mitochondrial inner membrane. NCBI's taxonomy places the organism in Eukaryota, Metazoa, Arthropoda, Insecta, Coleoptera, Tenebrionidae. Gene Ontology annotation, biological process: mitochondrial respiratory chain complex IV assembly.